Zingiber officinale is the source of this 792-nucleotide messenger RNA. RefSeq lists its product as uncharacterized. The record is from RefSeq and is a predicted model, not a curated record. Lineage: Eukaryota; Viridiplantae; Streptophyta; Magnoliopsida; Zingiberales; Zingiberaceae. The coding region runs from base 16 to 630 and encodes 204 amino acids. The transcript has 2 exons.
AUUGAAGACAACGCGAUGCUGUUUUACCACGUCGAUAAUAUAAAAUGGAAGUCGCCCGACCUCUUCUCAUCUGUAAACGCAGCCACCACCGCCGCCGCCGCCAGCGCACAUCUCCGACCUUCUCCCUCGCGGGGGGAAGAGAGAGAGGAGGAGGCGGCGGAUCCGACGCCGAUCUUUGGCGAUCUUUCCCCCAUGGGGCUCCUCAAGAUGCGUUCGUGGUCGCCGGACUCCGACCGCGAGGAAGCGUGGCUUCGCCGCCAGGCGAUCCACCGCAGCCGCAGGGGCCGCCUGCGGAGCGUCACCGACGAGGACCUCGACGAGCUGCGCGGAUGCAUCGACCUGGGCUUCGGCUUCGACUGUGUCUCCGCCGCUGACCCCGCCCCGGCAAGGAAGCUCUCGGAGACGCUCCCGGCGCUCGACCUCUACUACGCCGUCCUCCGCGGCUCCUCCUCCGCCGCGGCCUCUCCGGCAUCCGCCUACACGGAAUCGUCCUCCGCCUCGCCAGACGUCGACGGCAGCGUCCCCGUGCCCUUCUCCUUAUUCUCCCCAGGUGAGACGGCAGAGGAGAGGAAAGGGAGGCUGAAGCAGUGGGCCCAAGUGGUUGCUUGCACCGUGCGCCAGCGUCGCUGAACUCAAGUGAAGUCACAUUGAUCAUAUAAUUCAAAUGAUGAAACCUUAUGAAAUUUUGAUGUUAUGAUUAUAACAGAAUGAUCCUUCUUCCUCUACCUUUCAUUUGAUGAGUGCUAAAACGUACUUAAUGAUUAGUGGAAACAAUUUUCUUUUAUUGUUUAA